UUUCACUGACUUUCCACGCCCGGACAAGCCCAGUUGCCAGAGUUCGGUCACGUGAUCCCUGUCAUUUUCAGGAGAAGAAGAGCAUCCCACAAAAUUUUGGUUAGUCUAGGAAUCUUAAAAAGACAACAACAACAACCAACCACCUUUACGGUGGUUUAUAGACGCAAAACAGAGCGCAUGCGCCUUUGGGUGCCAACAACUGGCUUUCCACGUUGGGAAAAUUGCUUGGAUUACACAAUUGGCAGCGAGGAAACGGGGAGACAGCAGAAGCGCCGCCCCUUUAAAUACCUGCGCGGCCUUACCGCUGCAGAUUGCAUUGCGUUGCAUUAUAUUUGCCGUGCUUCGUGGAACAGAAACUGGGCGAGGCCGGAGGAGAAGGAUCGCUGCUUACGGAGGCUGGUGUGAUCUCUCGAGAUGGCGGCACAGUGUGUAACAAAGGUGGAACUGACUGUUUCUUGUAACAAUCUCCUGGAUAAAGAUAUUAGCUCCAAGUCAGACCCACUUUGUGUGCUACUUCAAUACACAAGUGGACAGCAGUGGUACGAGGUUGAUCGCACAGAAAGGAUCAAAAACAGUUUGAACCCUAAAUUUUCCAAGAAAUUCCAGAUUGAUUACUAUUUUGAACUGGUUCAGAAACUCAAAUUUGGGGUUUUUGACAUUGACAAUACAACUGUUCAGCUGAAUGACGAUGACUUCUUAGGAGAAUUUGAAUGCACAUUGGGACAGAUUGUUUCUAGCAAGACGCUUACCAGACCUUUAUUGUUAAGAAAUGGCAAACCUGCAGGAAAAGGUGUAAUUACGAUUAGUGCAGAAGAAAUAAAAGACAACCGUGUCGUCCUACUUGAAGCUGAAGCAAGAAAACUAGACAACAAGGAUUUGUUUGGAAAAUCUGAUCCUUAUUUGGAAUUUCACAAGCAAACGUCUGAGGGAAAAUGGGUGAUGGUGCAUAGGACAGAAGUUAUUAAAAAUAAUUUGAAUCCUGUCUGGAGACCAUUCAAAAUCUCUCUCAACUCUUUGUGUUAUGGCGACAUGGACAAAGCAAUCAAGGUUGAGUGCUAUGACUACGACAAUGAUGGAUCGCAUGAUCUCAUAGGGACGUUUCAAGCUACAAUGUCUAAAUUGAAGGAAGCCUCUCGACAUUCACCAAUUGAAUUUGAAUGCAUCAAUGAAAAGAAGAGGCAGAAAAAGAAAAGCUACAAGAACUCAGGGAUUGUGAGCUUUAAACACUGUGAGGUCAUCACAGAAUGUACUUUCCUUGACUACGUCAUGGGAGGAUGCCAGCUGAAUUUUACUGUUGGUAUUGAUUUUACUGGGUCUAAUGGAGAUCCUCGUUCUUCAGACUCCUUACAUUACAUCAGCCCCAAUGGAGUGAAUGAAUACUUGUCAGCCAUUUGGUCUGUAGGAAUGGUCAUUCAGGAUUAUGAUGCAGAUAAGAUGUUUCCAGCUUUUGGGUUUGGUGCUCAGAUCCCUCCUUCGUGGCAGGUGUCUCAUGAAUUCCCGUUGAGCUUCAACCCAUCAAACCCCUUCUGCAAUGGUGUCCAGGGUAUUGUUGAUGCAUACCGGGUCUGCCUUCCUCAAAUAAGAUUGUAUGGGCCCACCAACUUCUCUCCAAUCAUCAAUCAUGUAGCUAGAUUUGCUGCUGCAGCUUCACAGCAGAGAACAGCCUCCCAAUAUUUUAUACUGCUGAUUAUCACGGAUGGGGUGAUAACAGACCUCGAUGAGACCAGAUCGGCUAUUGUCAAUGCAUCUAAGCUUCCCAUGUCCAUCAUCAUUGUUGGUGUUGGAGGUGCUGAUUUCAGUGCCAUGGAAUUUCUGGACAGUGACAGCGGAGCUUUGAGAUCACGUUCAGGAGAGGCUGCUGUUCGAGACAUUGUCCAGUUUGUGCCAUUUAGACACUUCCACAAUGCUCCCAAGGAAGCUCUUGCUCAAAGUGUCCUGGCAGAGGUGCCACAGCAAGUCGUGGGCUACUUCAGCAUGUACAAAUUGCAGCCACCAAACAAGCCGUCAGCCAAGCAAGAACAGCAGAAGCAAGCAUGAAUCGCUCUGUGGGAAGUUUCUGUGCUGCCUGUCUGUGGUGUCUCUUGAUUGUGAUGCACAAUAAAAGCUUUUUCAUACAUUUUACAGAAAAGGCGCCAUGCUAAGAUAGCCUUUUCCUUUUUUGUUCUGAGUUGCCAACGAUGCUCUGUGUUUAACCCCAUUGCAAGUUGUCUAGCAUACAAGGUCUCCAACAAUAUAUACAGCACAUCCCAGAGCAGUAGAAACAUUUUUGUUACUUUGAAAUGAUAGUGUAACUUGCUGUGGGUGCUUAAUUCUUGCAUAUGCCCUAUGUUAAAUAUUCAAUCUUUUUUUUCAAACUUCAGAACCAUUAAGACCAGGGUGCUAAGUUCAGGAUAUUUAAGUAUCUUUCUUCAUCCCUCCUCCAUCUGCCUUUCUAUUUCUGAAUAUUUGCAAUUUGAUGAAACAGUAAACAUUUGAAAACUUUUGAGUAUCAUCUGGAGACUGGAACGGAAUUAUAUUACAAUUUACAGCUUGCUUUGUAGUAUUAAAUUGUUCUGACCCAGGCUUC
Molecule: messenger RNA, 2566 nt
Organism: Thamnophis elegans (Western terrestrial garter snake)
Lineage: Eukaryota; Metazoa; Chordata; Lepidosauria; Squamata; Natricidae
Gene: CPNE3
Product: copine 3
Exons: 16
Coding region: 415-2037 (540 amino acids)
Biological process (GO): cellular response to calcium ion; ERBB2 signaling pathway
Cellular component (GO): plasma membrane
Molecular function (GO): receptor tyrosine kinase binding; calcium-dependent phospholipid binding
Source: RefSeq, a predicted model, not a curated record